Molecule: messenger RNA, 4344 nt
Organism: Eriocheir sinensis (Chinese mitten crab)
Lineage: Eukaryota; Metazoa; Arthropoda; Malacostraca; Decapoda; Varunidae
Product: receptor-type tyrosine-protein phosphatase delta-like
Exons: 18
Coding region: 70-4161 (1363 amino acids)
Molecular function (GO): protein binding
Source: RefSeq, a predicted model, not a curated record
CUGAUAUGAUAGGUGAUGAAGGGCCGCGCCGCACAGAGCCAGACGAGGACUUGGAACUAGCGGGUCAGCAUGCCUUCCUUCUCCAGGGGCGUCCUUUUCCUCCUCGUCUUCCUGAUCGCUGCGUUGCCUCUGUACUGCUCAGCCACCCUGGAUGCGGAGGAGCGGCAGAAAGAACAAGAUGAGCGUGAUGCAAUAACGGAGGAUGCAAGGAAGGCUGACAUGGCACCAGAGCCGCCUCAGGACCUGGAGGUUAUUGUUCUGUCAGACAGCGUCGUGCUGUUGACGUGGGGUGAGCCUUCCGAUACGACUGAUCUCGAUCAUUACUACGUGUAUGUUGAGGAGAUGGAGGACAUGCAUGACUCAUCUACCCAGAUAUACUACCAGUGGAUGGGUCUCGAGGCCUGCACGAGCUACACGUUCGGCGUCCGCAGCGUGUCAACCGUGGGAGACAUGAGUGACCCAGUACUCGGCGACGGACGCACUGAUGUCGGGCGUCCUCCGCCCCCACAAAACCUGCAAGGUGAGAGCGAGUCUAGCACCUCCAUGACGCUGACGUGGGACAAGCCUGAGACGCUGUGUGACAUCGAGUAUUACCGAGUGAAGUGGAGCUUGGAUGGUGUCGAUACUCAGAGCACGCAGGUGACCGUGACUUCCCACACUGUGUCAGAGCUGUUGCCAAAUACGACUUACAUCUUGAGUGUUUCAGCCAUUACCUCUGUAGGAGAAGGAGAUCCCGCCACCAUCCAGGAGACCACCACGGCCGAGGACGAGAGCGGCCCACCUGUGGAUCUCGUGGCAGUGGGCAUCAGCACGUCCGCCAUUAACUCGAGCUGGUCACCACCACCCUACAACCCGCCCCAGUACUACACGGUACAGGCUCUACCGUGUGAUUACUCGGUAGAAAAAGUAUUCGGACUGUCGUACCUACUCACAGGCCUUGACCCCUGCGAUAGCUGCACCAUCGUCGUCACCUCCAUAUACGACAGCGGCCUCGAGUUCACGGCAUCCACCAUCGGCAAAACCCUUGGUGGCGAUCCCCCGCCGCCCAAGAGUUGCUCCGUUGAGGUGCAGGAUGGUUAUCCCACCGUGAGUUGGGUGGCACCUGACAGUAAUUGUGCCUUGGGAAAAUACAACGUGCUGUGGACGAGCACAAAGCUGUGGGGAGAUGGAGAGGAAGACAGGGGGAGCGUGAAUACAUCAUUGACACAAUACCGUAUCACGGAACCAGUCCCCUACAGCGACUAUGGUUUUGAGAUCUCCGCCUCCAUUGACGGCGACUUCGGCAGCCCCACCUUCUGCAGCGGCACGUCCAAUGAGGCACUCCCGGGCCCGCCGGUGAUCCUGAGCGUGGCAUCGGAGCAGGGCGCGGCGGUGGUCACCUGGGAGACUCCCGCCGAGGAAAAUGGAAUCAUCGUGAAGUACGGGAUAUUUGUUGAUGGAGAAAUAGAUCCACGGACGCAGGUGGCCGGGGAUGAGCACAGUGCCCGCGUGGAGGACCUGGAGCCGUGCGUGAGUGUUGGCCUCACUGUGAAGGCCCUCAACGGCGCGGGUUGGGGCUCAAGCUCUGAGGUGAAGUACGCGACCGUCGAUGGCGAUGUUUUGCCAGAAGAGGUAACCUGCACUGCCGAUGAUCUUGGGGUGGAGGUGUGUUGGUUGCCUUAUUCCGUCUCCUGCACAGCAGUGUCGCAAUACAACCUGAAGUGGGAGGGUGAUGUGCUCUGGUCAGAUGACCUUGUAGAUUCAAACAGCACGACGAUGGAUUGGACCAAAGACGAAGCCUGUUACAACAUAUCCGCUCUUCCCUACACCAAGUACUCCGUUGAGCUCACCAUGGGCAGUGGCGACGAAGCUGUAAAGUGCUCCGCUGUUACUCCCAUGGCAGCUCCCGGACCGCCUACUGAAGUGAAUGUUACAACAGAGGAUUUAGUAAUUACUGUGACCUGGUCUGAACCUGAGAAGAAAAACGGCAUCAUUGACAUUUAUCAAGUCACAUGGGAGGACUCGGCUGGUGGCUUUCUAUCCCGCACGACAGAAGACAACAGCACUUUCUCCUCAGAGAUUCAGGAAGCCUCCUGUGGCGUAACGGUGGACGUGACGGUGAUGGCAAAAGUAGUGGACGUGGCUGAUUUAGGAGAUGCAUCCCCGCCAGUAACAGCAUUUCUCGUUAACUCGGUCAAAACGUUGAACUGCGAGUCCUCGAAGCCUGGCCAGGUAUCACUCAGCUGGACCCUCGAGGACGCGGAAUGCCCGGUCGAAUUCUACAACCUCACGUGGACCUACGAUUCGCUCUGGUCUGAUGACGCAGGAGAAGGCUGGCAGAACGUCGGGAAGAAUGACAUCUCCACCACGGUGACGUCGCUGCCGCCCUACUCGAGUGUCUCUCUUCAGAUCCACGUCGACAACAAUCCGGAGCACACUGACUGCAGCACCACCACUCCCGAGGAAGCUCCCGGACCGCCUACUGCAGUGAAUGUUACAACAGAGGGUUUAGUAAUUACUGUGACCUGGUCUGAACCAGAGCAGAAAAACGGCAUCAUUGCCCUCUAUCAAGUCGAAUGGGAAGACUCGAAUAAUGGCAAGGGAUCCCUCAUGACAGAAGACAACAGCACUUUCUCCUCAGAAAUUCAAGGAGACUCGUGUGACUUAACGGUGGACGUGACGGUGAGGGCGAAAGUGGUGACCGUGGCUGAGUUAGGAGAUGCAUCCCCGCCAGUGACAGCAUAUCUCGUUAACUCGGUCAAAACGUUGAACUGUAAGUCCUCCGAGCCUGGCCAGGUAUCACUCAGCUGGACCCUCGAGGACGCGGGAUGCCCGAUCGGAUCCUACAACCUCACGUGGACCUACGAUUCUCUCUGGUCUGAUGACGCAGGAAAAGGCUGGCAGGAGUUCGGGAAGGAUGACACCUCCGCCACGGUGUCGUCGCUGCCCGCCUACUCGAAUGUCUUUCUUCAGAUCCACGUCGACAACAACCCGGAGCACACUGACUGCAGCGCCACCACCCCCGAGGAAGCCUCCAGCAAGCCAACGUCAGUCGAACAGAUAGCGAACAGCACCUCUUCCGUAACGGUGGCGUGGGGCCUACCGCUGUCCAUUCGUGGGAUACUUAACGGGUGGCGCCUCAGAUGGAAAGCAAUGAACGGGGAUAUAAUCGACGAAGCCGUCACUAACCCAGAAGAUAUGACGUAUGAGAUCACUAAACUGUCUUCCUCCACUUCUUACGUCGUGUAUGUCAUGGCUAUUAACGGUGCGGGGGAUGGCGAGGCGGAGAAGACAGACGUGACCACGGCCAACAUUAGCAACCGUUCACCCUCCAAUACGGGCCUCAUUAUCGGGCUGUCGGUGGGAGGUGGAAUAUUGCUGAUAAUUCUUUUGGUCGGUGGUUUUAUUCUGUACAGGAAAAAAGGUUCGUCAGAGGAUCUUAAACCUGCCUUCAGCCUGCCCGAGGUUGCCGAUGGCGAUAGUGAUGAGUUGUACAGAAGGCAGCACCACAGCUCGGCCAACCACCAUUUCCAGAACAAGAGUGGAAGCAUCGACUUCGGGACAAACAGCGAGUUGUACACGAACCCGCGACCUUCACUGUCAAAGCACGAAUUGGGUGCUGGUAAUGGAAUCCCUUCUGCUUAUGACAGGGGACAGAUGUCCGGCGCCCCGCCAAGCAGACGCUUCUCACAGCAGGUGGCCACUAGUCUGCCCCGGAUGGGAGCGUACAACAGGAGACCAUCCCAGCAGGUGAACAGCAGGAUGAGGAACUACGAGGAGUACAACAGGCGUCCCUCUCAGCAGGACAUGAUCGGCAGGCCAUCUCUCAGUGGUGGCCCCGGCAGGCCCCCCUUAGGGGAAUAUGGUAGGCGCCCAUCACAGCAGAUAGACGUAGGUAGACCCAAUAUGAAAGAGUAUGGCAGGCGUCCCUCUCAGCAGGCAGACAUUGGCAGGCCCAUAUCGGGUGAGUUUGCAAGGAGGCCAUCCCAACAGGUACCAGCAGUUGGUGGGUCAUUUCCCACUCGCCUUCCUCAGCAUGGGCCUUCAAGAAGGUCCACUGAUGACCUUUACAGCAGACGACCCUCACAGGAGGCAGACCCUGCCAGGCCCGGGGACAGGAUGCUCAUGAAGCGGCCGUCGCAACAAUUUGUUAUGAGCUUUGAAGGAAUACAAGAACUGUGAUCAUUCAGCCGAGGUCGGGUAAAAAAGGCAUCAGGACGAGGAUGGGCAAGAAUGAGGCAUUCUUUCUCUCCCUAAUUUUUUCUAUCCACUUAAAGUUACUCUCUCUCUCUCUCUCUCUCUCUCUCUCUCUCUCUCUCUCUCUCUCUCUCUCUCUCUCUCUCUCUCUCUCUCUCUCUCUCUCUC